This is a messenger RNA of Mercenaria mercenaria, 2899 nucleotides long. RefSeq lists its product as uncharacterized. Gene Ontology annotation, biological process: positive regulation of DNA-templated transcription. The transcript is spliced from 2 exons. Bases 201 to 1892 code for a protein of 563 amino acids. NCBI's taxonomy places the organism in Eukaryota, Metazoa, Mollusca, Bivalvia, Venerida, Veneridae. Gene Ontology annotation, cellular component: nucleoplasm; chromatin. The record is from RefSeq and is a predicted model, not a curated record. Gene Ontology annotation, molecular function: ubiquitin-protein transferase activity; zinc ion binding.
UAACAAAGGUCAGAGGAAAUACGAAAACAGAUACAGCUGUACAUUCAAUGUCUUAAAAACGUUUUUCAACAGAAUUCAAAACGCAAUUUAAAAUAAACUGUGGGUUUACAUGUAUUUAUUUCUAUUUUAUCUUUUAAGUUAACCUGAACGUAAACGAUCUUUGAAAACGAAAGAGGACGUAAAAUUGUUAUCUCAACAAAAUGGCGACCGGUGGAUGUGAAGAUACUUCGGAUGAAAUAUUUAACUUUAAAUGCACGCCUUGUGCCAAGAAAAAUAAGAAUAGAGAAGCGGUAAAAUACUGUGUGGAGUGUCAAGGAUAUUGUUGUAGGUCAUGUGUAGACAUACAUGAAGAUUUUCCUACUUUAGAAGGACAUCAGCUUCUUGAUAAAUCGGAUUUUAAGUCGACAGGUAUUACGACGGACCUCCCGGAUUUACCGACCGUGAGAUGCAAGAUUCAUACAGUAAAGGUUAUGGAUAUGUACUGUGAAAACCAUGACGUGGUGGGUUGCACAAGCUGCAUGGCUCUGUCACACAGGAGCUGCACGGAUGUACAACUGAUACCCGAUAUUAUCAACACUGUUUUCAAAAAGGAAGACGCAGAUGCAACAUCUCUAAAGCUACAGGAUAAGAUAAAACAGUUGGAGAAAAUUAUCAGCACACGUUUAACACUUCUUAAAGAGUUGAAGGAUUCAAAGGCAGAAGCAAUAAUUGCGAUUGCAGAUUUCAUAAAAGAAUUGGAACUUAUACUUCAAAACCUUAAAAGGGAAUCUAUAAAUGAAGUCGAAGAGGAAUUUCACAAAAGGAAGAGUAUGCUAGAUGAUGAGAAAAAGAAAGCUGAAAAAGAAAUGGAAGACAUGAAGCAAGCUGAUAAUGAUAUUCUGCAACUAGAGGCAAACAAAGCUGAAACAUUUGUCAGUAUGAAAAUCGCCCAAGAGAAAGCUACCAAUGCAGAUGACGCCAUUAAUUCCUUGAAGACACCUUCUAACACGAAAAUAAAAUUUCAAGUGGACACAGACGUACGAGACACUUUGCGUCGAUUACAAUCAUUAGGAAAACUCAGCAUUAGUUCUUCCGCAGCCUUGAAACCUAGGACAGGCGUCUAUUCAAUUACCAGCACCAGUGAUAUGAAUAUCAAAUUGCAAGAUGAUAUAAAAACAUGUUAUAUCGGCGGAUCAUGUUUAACAGAAACAGGAAUGCUGCUGUUAACUGAUUAUAACAAUAGAAAGCUGAAACGUAUAUACGUUACCAAUUUGUCUACGAUAAAUCAGUGCGACUUAAGUUAUGGUCCUUUCUUUGUUUGCGCUAUAAAUGAACAGGAAGCAGCAGUUACCUUUUAUAACAACAUAAUUCAGUUUGUCUCUCUUGGAAAACAAAUGACACGAAAACGCCAACUAGCCGUGAGUCAUAUUUGUUUUGAUAUUGCUUACAAUGAAGACAAAUUGUACAUAACUGAUAAUAGUUCUUCCCUUUACAUACAUGAUAUGGCAGGUAACCUGCUGCAGACCGUAUCAAAAGAUAGCUCCGGGAAUUGUCUCUUCACAUUUAGCAGAGAUAUUGCCUUCAGCGACAACGGAGACAAAAUGUUCGUCGUCGAUUUCACUAAUAGGAUGAGAACUUUUGAUAUUCACGGAAAUCAUACUGAUACAUAUACCGAUUCAGAUUUAGUUCAAGCUUCAGGAAUUGCUUCUGAUAGAAGAGGCAACAUAUUUGUAUGUGGAUACGGAUCAAAAAACAUUGUACAGAUAGGACAAGAUGGAAAGAAGAAAGGAGUGAUCGCAACAGCGUCAGAUGGACUCGCGAAUCCAUUCUCCAUUUGUUUUUAUCCAAUACAGAGUGUGUUAUUUGUCACACAAGAAGGCGAUGACAAAAUAAAAGUCUUUAACUUGAAAUGAACAUGCUUACACUGUAUAAAUCCUAACAGAACAUUAUUUUCAGUAGAACUUGAUCUUUAUGACUCAGAAAUAGGACCAGAAUUCUAUAUACAUGUACAUAUUGAAUGGCUUGCCGGUCAAUAGUCCAGAAGUCCAAACGUUAAAUAUUACGUGACAUUGAAAAAUAAAGACUGACGAUUCAUAUUUGAGAUCAUGAAAUAAAGUAUGUUAAUACUGACAAAGAUAACGCGAAUCGGUUUGUUUUUGAUGAUUCAUAAAGUAUACAUUCAUUCACUGUGGGAAUCACAUGAUCAAAAUAAUAUCUAAACCAAAAUAAAUUUAUGAAUACUAACGGAUAGUAUUGAAGCAACUUCUGAUAAAAUCUAAAAUAUAGCUAUCAUAUGGCAACAUAGAUGUAUCCUAAAACUACAUAGAUUUCAAUCACAAUUACCCUCUGAUUAUCUGAAACACUUCAAGAAACUGAGACUUCUUAUUUUCCUUAGUGUUUGUAAUUACGGGAUAUCUGUCAUUAGUGUCAACUACAUAAUAAUUUAACAAUUUUCAUUAGUCAUAUGUUCGGCUAUGUGUAAAUUUCAUAUCUUAUCAAGGUAGGAAAUUUAUUUAUGUUCUUCAAAAUAUAACUACUUUAGAGAUUAUUUUGAUCAUGUGAUUCCCCACAGUGACAUUACUAAUGAGAACAAUUUUGUCCCCUACAUAUAUCGUGUGAUACUUAUUUCAUGACGUUUGUUUGCAUCAAUUAUGCAACGAAAUGCAGUGUUGUAUAUAAUGAAGCUCCGCGGCGACAAGUGUGCGUUUUUCUUUAUCUCGAGGUCACGCGAUUAAAUCGCGUGGCUAUGCGAUAGUAUCUUAUUUGCAAGAGAUGGUGUCUCUUGGUCAAGCGAUAACGAACUGAUGGCAACACGAUAAUCAACAAGUCCCAAAGAGGUAGUAUCUCGUGAAUUUGUUUGUUUUAUUUCGAAAUAACGCCUUUUUUCAAUAGUAUUUCAGCUAUGUAUCGGCAUGCCGUU